Messenger RNA from Chironomus riparius, 1560 nucleotides. The record is from the annotation of a GenBank genome assembly. Lineage: Eukaryota; Metazoa; Arthropoda; Insecta; Diptera; Chironomidae.
AUGUCGAAAGAGAAUAAAGAGGAUAAGAAGACCAAAGAUGAUGAGGCAAAUCAAGCUUGUCUGGAUGAAAAUUCAUUCUUUGACCUAAGAACAAAAAAAGGUCAGUUCUUAUUCUUCCUCAUAACAAUUUUAACAAGCAUUAUAGUCACUCAAUUGAUCCCAUUAAAGACAUCAACAUCAGAAUGUGAUGUGAAAUGUGGAAAUGCUCAAGAACUGCCAAAACCUACAUACUGGAUAUAUGGCAAAGGAGGCGACGGUCAAUGGAUUCAUCUUAUUAAAGUUCUUAAUCAAUUAGGCAUGAAAAGAGUUUCUGAAAUAGAAAUGGACACUGCUGACUUGCUGUGGGCUCAUGACUAUCCAUUUAACAAACUUAGAACAAGAAUUUUUGAGUUUAAGUCGCAUCAGAAGAUCAAUCACUUUCCUGGAUGUGGAUUUUUGACAAAUAAAAUUGAUUUAGCUACGACGAACAUGAAGUAUAUCCCAAAAGCAUUUAGAUUGCCUGAAGAAUCUGACAAAUUUAAGAAAUAUGCUGAAGAAACAGACAAGCUGUUUGUGGUCAAGCAUCAUCAACAUCGACACAUUAAGAUCCAGAAGAUUAAUGAAAUAAACUUUAGUGACAAUGAGACAUUCGUCCAAGAGUAUAUCAAGUCACCAAUGUUAAUUGACGGACAUAAAUUUGAUAUUGGAGUCUAUACAAUAAUUACAAGCAUUGACCCAUUAAGAGUUUACAUCUAUUAUGGAGAUAUCUUGUUCAGGUACUGUCCGCAGAAGUAUCAUCCAUUUGAUCCAAAGGUUAUUGAUAAAUAUGUUGUAUCAGACGAUUAUUUGCCGACUUGGGAAGUUCCAGCCUUAGCUAAAUACUACAAUUCAUUAGGCUAUGGACAGAAAGAAUCUUUUGAUACGUAUGUCAGAACUCAUCUUCAAAAAGAUCCUCAAGUCAUUUGGGAUCAAGUUGAGGAUGCAAUUCGACUGUCAAUAUUGACAAAACUUCCGCUCCUCAAAACUGCAAUUCAGCACUACAAAUACAAGCAAAACUUCUUUGAAAUGGCUCGAUUUGACUUGAUUAUUGACUCAGACAUGAAAGUUCAUUUGAUUGAGGCUAAUAUGAGUCCAAACUUAUCGUCAGCACAUUUUAAACAAAAUUCACUGCUUUACGAACAAGUCAUUUACAGCAUGUUAAACUUAGUUGGAAUUGGAAGUUAUUUGCAUCGAGAAUCAUUUAAGAAAUUCGAGACUGAAAUUGAAGCUAUGCUGUCUUCAGACAAAAAUAUUAUGGUAAAUGGAGAAGUUUGUUCUCAAUUGCCAUGCUCAGAAUCUUGCUCGCCUGUUGAAUGCCAGAUAUGCAAACCUUGUCUUACUCAAAGUGAAAUUAUAGAGCUCCAUCGUUCUUAUCGGGAACAUCUCAAUAAAGGAGAUACUAAGAGGAUAUUCCCAGUUCCAAUUAAUGAUCCAAAAGCAUCGAUUGACACUAAGUUUUAUAGAAAUUUGUCAGCAAGUAACCAGCUUAUUACAAAGUGGUUUUAUCAUAAAUGUGUUAAUGAUCGAAGUUGGUGUCAUUAA